GCCAGCCGGGGGAGCGGGAGAGGCCGCGCCGCUGCUCCCGGCAGCUGAUCGCCGGGAAGGGGGAAGCGCCGCAGCUCGGUGCCCGCUGAACACCUGUCAGCCCGUGGAGCCUGAUUAAUACCUGGCCUUGGCAGCCUCUCCGCUGGGGAUUUCCCCCUCUUCCCACUUCUUUUUUUUUUUUUUUUUUUUUUCUUUUCGCCUUCCCCCCUCCCUUCCUGGAGCUGUGUGAAAGGGGGUAUUUUCUUCAGGGUAUAAAACUGAGAAUCCAGAGGAAGAGAGGCUAAGAGCUUCACCUCAUUGCCUCAUUCUCCCUUUCAUGUGAACAUCCUGCAACAUUUCCUUCAUCCUGCCGCACCUCUCACCUGGCCAGCGCUGCCCAGAUCAUGUCCGCUAAGCUCCUGCCGGUUUUCUUCCUCCUCUCAGUGUUUCACGCCUGUUCUAGAAAGGUUGAAGAGGAUGAAUAUGAAGAUGGAACAACUAACCAAAAAUGGGUUUUAGCUCCAAAAACACAAGACACAGAUGUGACUCUCAUACUGAACAAGCUGUUGAGAGAGUAUGACAAAAAGCUACGGCCAGAUAUUGGAAUAAAACCAACAGUUAUUGACGUUGACAUUUAUGUCAACAGCAUUGGUCCUGUAUCAUCAAUAAAUAUGGAAUAUCAAAUUGAUAUAUUUUUUGCCCAGACGUGGACAGAUAGCCGUCUUCGCUUCAACAGCACCAUGAAAAUACUGACUCUGAACAGCAACAUGGUUGGCUUGAUCUGGAUCCCAGACACGAUAUUUCGUAACUCGAAGACAGCGGAGGCUCACUGGAUCACCACCCCCAACCAGCUCCUCCGCAUAUGGAAUGAUGGCAAGAUCUUGUACACCCUCAGGCUUACCAUCAAUGCUGAGUGCCAGCUGCAGCUGCACAAUUUCCCAAUGGAUGAACAUUCAUGUCCUCUGAUAUUCUCUAGCUAUGGCUACCCUAAAGAGGAAAUGAUUUACAGGUGGAGGAAAAACUCAGUGGAGGCUGCUGACCAGAAAUCUUGGAGACUCUAUCAGUUUGACUUUAUGGGUCUCAGAAAUACUUCAGAAAUUGUGAAAACCUCUGCAGGUGAUUAUGUAGUCAUGACUAUAUACUUCGACUUAAGUAGAAGAAUGGGAUACUUUACUAUUCAAACAUACAUUCCCUGUAUAUUAACAGUUGUUCUUUCCUGGGUAUCCUUUUGGAUUAAAAAAGAUGCCACACCAGCAAGAACAGCAUUAGGCAUCACCACAGUAUUGACCAUGACAACUUUGAGUACCAUUGCAAGAAAGUCAUUACCCCGUGUCUCCUAUGUCACUGCUAUGGAUUUGUUUGUGACUGUAUGCUUUCUAUUUGUCUUUGCUGCUCUGAUGGAGUAUGCAACCCUCAACUACUACUCAAGUUGCAGGAAACCAAACUGUACUAAGAAGAAAAAGUCGCUACCUGAUGUCAGUUUUGGUCAUGUGAUGAAUUAUUCUGUACUUGAUAUGAGACCACCAACUACAGUCAUCACAUUGAACAAUGCCAUGUACUGGCAAGAAUUUGAAGAUGCGUGUGUCUAUGAAUGUCUGGAUGGGAAAGACUGCCAGAGCUUUUUCUGUUGUUACGAAGAGUGUAAAUCAGGCUCAUGGAGGAGAGGACGGAUUCACAUAGACAUCUUAGAACUGGACUCUUACUCUAGGGUCUUUUUUCCUACAUCCUUCCUGCUGUUUAACCUGGUCUACUGGGUUGGAUACCUCUAUCUUUAAAUGUUGCCUGUAGUGGUGAAGACUGCUGUUUUCACACUGUGGAGGGAUGGUGAAAGUGCAGAAAAAGUGAAGGACAUGGUCAGUUUCAUCUCAAAUUAUAAAGGCCACAUUAACCUUCACCAUCACAGAGCCUGAUGAAGAAUUUUAAUAUGUAAUUGCCUGAAAAAGAAAAACAUGGAAGAAUUCUCUCCUUACUGCUAUUCAUUUUAAGGAAAAGAUUCUUACAAAAUUCAGCUGAAUUUGUAGUAUAAGCGAUGUUUAUGAAUAAUUCUUGUAUAUUAGAAUCUCUACUAUUCUCCCUUGGCAUAGAAGCUAUACACAGUUCAGGCAAAGGUUAAAUAUGUCAUUUUUGUUUUUCAUUCCCAUACUUUCUUCAAAAUGCUGCCAUAUCCCUGAGGCUCAGAGCAACAUACAUUGGCACUGGCGAAUAAGCCAAAGCCGAUGAAACCACUCAUUUGUAUUUAAACUUGCUUGAGCUAUGUCCCACAGGUUUUGGAAAUAUUUCAUUGAUGAUCUCCUUGCUAUACAGAAACCACCAAAAGACAGUAAGAAAUGUCUCUGGUGGGAUCAAAACAUGGACGUUACUUUCUGCAAAGGUCUGGGAUUCAUGGAAUUAGCCAGUUACCUACACAUAUUGGUUUUAACUUAAGGUGAAAAGGCAGAGUUAUAAGAAAGCUAUUAUUUUGAUAUAAAUAAAAGACUUGCCUAUCUCUGAGGCAACUGUAGGCAUAACUUCUACAGUUUUUCAAGCUUUUAACUGUCUUUUUUAUGACUGGUUAAACACAGGAUGGUCACUGAUUUCUAGAGUACUCUACUUGAAGCAGGACAUGAUUCCUUCUUGUUUAUGUCAUUGUAGCAGAUCAUAGUUGAUAGGCCAUGAGUAAAAAUCCCUAUGAAUAGCACUAAGAAUAUGUGACUUCCUUCAGAUUGCAAUUUACUAAAAAGUGCUUUCAUGCAUUCUUAUUUUUUCUCUCAAAGUUAUUUUACAAAAUUAAAAAACAUGUGUGCCAAAGGUCAUUUUUUGUUCCUUCCAUAAAGUCAAAUACUGCAGUUCUUACUCACAGCAGUUGUUCCCUGAGUCUGAGCUGAAGACUGAACACUUUUGACUUGGAUAGUGCAUUACGGGAACUCAGUUGUCACACUUGGAUUAACCAUGGAAUAGUUGCCACAUGUAGAAACAGCUUGUUUUCAUUUUUUUCCUAAACUACCAACUAUAUUUUACCCUAAAAAGCUAUUUUGUACUUUUCAAGCUUUUGACCAUUAAAUUCUUAAACUACCCAUUUUUUCAAAAACUACAGUGUUAAACUAGAUUACAUCUUUUACAGACUGUCUCAGUAAUUGUCAUUAAGCAAACAAAACAGAUUCAAAAUUAAAUAGCAAUGGCUUUUCACUAUCCUUUGGAUGACAAAUGGUUACAAAAGAUUAAAGGUAAAACAUGUCUAAAACCAAAAUUCUAUUCUUUUUCUCUUCUGGAGGACCUGAUAGUUUUUUUAUCAUCUCAAAAAAUGAGUGUGUCUUCCACACAGUAUUUGAUAAAAAAUGAGUAGUAGAUGUGAUUGAAGAGCAGUUCUUUUUCUCCUCAGAAGGAAAAUCCUGCAAACAGGCAAAAACUAAUGCAAUGGUAAUUCUAAAGGAAAGGAAAUGCUGUCAUGUUCUUUGAAACAUCACUGUCUGUCAUUGCUGUUGCUCUGUGCUUCCAGUGAGUUUUUAAUCGAAAAAAAUUACUAACACAGAAGCUAACUGUAGUUAUUCAAAAUACUUUCUUCUGUUUUUCACUUGCCUAAAAUAUCAGAGACAGAGCUUGGUUUACGUGGGGGAGGGGAAUAACUUCUCUAAGGACUGACAAAAUCCAAAUUAGAAGCACAGAGAAGAAAUAUUUGGGGGCAGGAUCAAAACCUUAUUUUUAGCAAAAUCUGCCCAGUCUGGUAUCUUCUAAACUCAUGAUAAGCUUCUGAUUUCAAAAUACAUGCUGAAGUUUUUGCUAACUCUCAGUAGCAAAUUACUCUGUAAAAUCUAUUACUCCGUAAACCUCCGUGUCCUGCACUUGGAAGUAUGGAUUUUAUUUGGUGAGAGAUAUAUUUUCAGCAGUGCAAGAAGGUGAUUGAAUUGAAGUUGAAUAUCCUGCUCUCUAAUUAUGAAUUAAUCUACUCUAACAGCCACCUUCAGCCAUAUUUUGCAAGAAUACUAGAAAUAUUUCAAGCCUAUAUAAAAGAAUGGAAGCAAUUAUCCUUUAGGGGCCUGAUCCUGCAAACCCUCUGCACAAUCAAUUGAUUUUGGUGGGACUAUUGAGACAGAUGAGGCACAAGAAGGUGCCUUCCACCAUUAGAUCUUGAACAGGUAAAGUGAGGUUUACCUAGCAAUUGCGUACUUGAGUGAAUGUCCUGGGAGUAAGUGUGGAAAUGGAACAUUCCCAUUUUAGAUGAUGAGCAUAUACUUCUCUUACACUUCUGCUCAUGGCUACCCAUUCCUGCUAAAAGCAUGCAAUCCCAUCAGAUCCUUCCUUGGAAGACUGAUUAUGCUAAGUCCAUUCAUAUUGCCUCUGUUUUCUGAGUGCUUUAAUAAACAGAAGUUGGAAGCAUAUAAUUCCACUUUUUUCCACCUAACCAAGAAAGAAUCUGCAGACACUACUGGCUUCCACUCUUAUACUGAUAGCAGAGGACAUAUUCUACUGUGUAAUACAUUCUACUCUGGGGUUAUGUGCAAAAAAUUGAUUUAUAUGCAAGGUGAGUGGCUGCAGGCUGACAGGUUCCAGAAUGCAUUCCUCUGCUUAUUCCUAGUUGCUUUGUUUAGUCUCUCUGCUUCACUGCUCUGUGCUCUGGCAGCCACUGAAAAACCAUAGAGAUCAGGAAGAUAAGCUUUCUAGGCUCUGCAUCAUUCAAAAUGCAAUUAUUCUACACACCUAGAUAUAGGUCUCCAUAAAUCUAUGUGCCAUAUCCUUCUGUAGUAGUAAGAAUAUCCUUAUUAACUUCCAGAUAUUCUUUUGCUUCCUUCGCAAAUUGAAAAAAAUUAACACUUCUGUGCACUGUCCCAUGAGAAAUUUAAGAACAACAUUUUAGCAUUUUAGAACAUUUUCUUAUCAGAUAAUUUCAUGUUCACGACUUGCAUUUAAUCAACUACUACUUUUUGUUAUUUAGUACUUCUUUUUUACCCUUCCAAGGAAGGGAAGGGAACAGAGGAAGGCAAAACCAAAUGACUAGUGAAAUGAACGCAUUUGGAUAUGUAUGUAAAACCACAAAAUCAAGUAUCUUCACAUUACAUUCCUUCCUUUUUGAAGUUACAGAAAAAAUUGUGAGGGUUUGUUUAGAUAACCAACUUUCCCCAGGAGGAUCUAAAGUCAAACCUCUUAUUCUCCUCCUUCAGUUAGAAGUUGAUGGACAGUGUUUUCCUGCACUGAGGGCAGCAUUUUCAAGGCAAUUAAGAAUGUAUAAAAAUACUGGUCUGCUUAAUUCAGUCUUCUCAGUUCUUCUGGCCCUGAUGCCUAGCAUACUGACAGCUCCUUCUUUUACAGCCAAGAAUAAGUGCACAAGAACUUGCACCCAGUUUAUGCUGUCUCCAUGUCCAGACCACACAAUUUUAAUGUAACUUUCUAAUCAAGAAGUAUGGCUGUAGAUUAAAACACCUCAGGCACUUUAAUAACCGUUCUUCUCUUGCAGAUGUUUAUUUUCUCUUUCAUCAGCUCUCAACUGUAUAUUGGUAUAUUGCACAUACCAAUAAAACCGAUAAAAAUUACAAGAGGAAGAAUCAAAAAAGCCACAACUGUCUUCACAGAGACAGUGAUGAGUAGUGAAGCUAAAAGAGGAGGAAGAAAUUAUUUUUUAUUGCUGUGCAGUUUUCUGUCCCACUACUCUUAUUCAAUUCUUCCCACCAACUGCCCACAGCUAAUUCCAAAUCAUCCACCUGGUGGUUUGCACAUUCAUCAGCUGGAGCAGCAGUGACACAUGAGCCUUUAGCUGAUAGGAAAUCAUAUUUCUGGAACUGGAGGCAUCCUGCUGAAUAACUCGGAGAGCUACCUCAAACACUUGCAGCCGUAAUGUGUCUCAGAGUCUAGCAUCUCAUGUUGCUGCAUGAAUUUAUCAUAACUCACCUUACUUGGUAAUUUCAUGAAGGGAAAGGAUGCUUACCUCCUUUUUACACCAAAUUUCACCAUACAUCUAGAAAAAUGGCUCUGUCCUGCUCCAAGCAACUAGGUGCAAGACAGCUCUGGAAAGACCAUAGUUGCUGUACUGCUGAUUUUGUGGGAAGGAAGACUCAAUAUUUUAAGACAGAUUUCACUAGCCUCACCAUCUGGAGGGUCGGUGUUACCUUCUAAGCUGUAAAAGUGCCCACUGCAACUUGUCCAUAACAGACUGUACUUUUCCCAUUGGCUGCUCCUUCUGGGUUUCUAUAAAGCACUAAGAAAAGGCAAGCCAUAUUGCAUAAUUUUAACUGCCCACGCAAUUAGAUGAUUUUUUUCACAAUAUACUCUUCUUCUUGCUUACAGUGAAAUCUUUGUGCCUCUUACAUUAGUGUGGCUUAGUGCUGUUAGCAUUUCUUGAUAUUGAAGGAUAUACUAUUCCUGGCCUGAGAGUUAGAAAGAGGGACAAUGACCUUGCUGGAGUUCUUCCUAAGCACCACAGUGUGUGACCAAUAUUCUAGAUGACUUCAACUACACAUUGAGAAUUUGUCUGAUUUUUCUUUAUUUUUUUAAGCAGUCUGUAGGUUUCUUAAUUCCUAAGUAGCAAGAAAACUGCAGUGGGAUUUCAGCAGUUUAGCAGAAUCCUUCCUUCUUCACUCAACAACUUAAUUCCACCAAGAGAUGCAAAGCCUAAACUCAAGGCUGAUGUUUACCUCAUCCAGGUCACUUCCCAGAAGACUGUUUAAAACAGGCAAAAAAAAAA
Harpia harpyja (harpy eagle) is the source of this 6631-nucleotide messenger RNA. It is a transcript of the gene GABRG3, whose product is annotated as gamma-aminobutyric acid type A receptor subunit gamma3. Gene Ontology annotation, biological process: signal transduction; regulation of postsynaptic membrane potential; nervous system process. Gene Ontology annotation, molecular function: GABA-A receptor activity; GABA-gated chloride ion channel activity; benzodiazepine receptor activity. Gene Ontology annotation, cellular component: postsynapse; neuron projection; dendrite membrane. The record is from RefSeq and is a predicted model, not a curated record. Lineage: Eukaryota; Metazoa; Chordata; Aves; Accipitriformes; Accipitridae. The transcript is spliced from 10 exons. Bases 384 to 1754 code for a protein of 456 amino acids.